Messenger RNA from Canis lupus familiaris (dog), 637 nucleotides. It is a transcript of the gene VMA21, whose product is annotated as vacuolar ATPase assembly factor VMA21. NCBI's taxonomy places the organism in Eukaryota, Metazoa, Chordata, Mammalia, Carnivora, Canidae. The record is from RefSeq and is marked provisional. The transcript is spliced from 3 exons. Gene Ontology annotation, biological process: vacuolar proton-transporting V-type ATPase complex assembly. The coding region runs from base 92 to 397 and encodes 101 amino acids. Gene Ontology annotation, cellular component: endoplasmic reticulum membrane.
GGCACGCCUCUACCGGUCGCCUGCCGAGCGGACGGAGUGCGGUCCCGAACCCAGCCCGCCUCCCAGCCCCUGCUGUGGGCGCGGCUGCACCAUGGAACGCCUCGAUAAAGCGGCGCUGAAUGCGCUGCAGCCGCCCGACUUCAGAAAUGAAAGUUCAUUAGCAUCUACCCUGAAGACGCUCCUGUUCUUCACAGCUUUAAUGAUCACUGUACCUAUUGGGUUAUAUUUCACGACUAAGUCUUAUGUUUUUGAAGGCGCCUUUGGGAUGUCCAAUAGGGACAGCUAUUUUUAUGCUGCUAUUGUUGCGGUGGUCGCCGUCCACGUGGUGUUGGCCCUCUUUGUUUAUGUGGCCUGGAAUGAAGGCUCACGACAGUGGCGUGAAGGCAAACAGGAUUAAGUUGAACAUCACCUUUUGAUAGCAUUAAAUUGAUUUUUAAAAAUGGUAAAUGUGUCUCGGAUAUUGAUGAUUUCAAUAAAGUUGAGAACAUGUUAAAAUCAAUCUGAAGGAGUCACAUUUGACUAGUGUAAAUUUUGGUCCUUCUAAUCCAAUGAUUUGUAUCAUCAGUUUUAACUGUAUGAGCCUCUCAUUUGCCAAUGAAAAUUUGGAAAAGUUAAGUUGGUCACUAACAAGUAUGUU